This is a messenger RNA of Sinocyclocheilus anshuiensis, 3949 nucleotides long. Its product is annotated as ski oncogene-like. The record is from RefSeq and is a predicted model, not a curated record. Bases 429 to 2609 code for a protein of 726 amino acids. Gene Ontology annotation, biological process: negative regulation of transforming growth factor beta receptor signaling pathway; negative regulation of BMP signaling pathway; negative regulation of transcription by RNA polymerase II. NCBI's taxonomy places the organism in Eukaryota, Metazoa, Chordata, Actinopteri, Cypriniformes, Cyprinidae. The transcript has 7 exons. Gene Ontology annotation, cellular component: nucleus; cytoplasm; transcription regulator complex. Gene Ontology annotation, molecular function: DNA-binding transcription factor activity, RNA polymerase II-specific; RNA polymerase II cis-regulatory region sequence-specific DNA binding; SMAD binding.
GACUCAGUCACACUGAACUGCAGGGGCAGAGGAGCGGAGGCGACGCGCCGUGUCCGGCUGCAGCGAUCUCUACUCUCAGGGAAAAAUACGGAUUUAAAGUUGGCGGAUUGUGUAUUUGACUCCUGAAUUUGACGUGGGACAAUUUCGGCUCCCCCGUGGGAUAGUUUUGCUGCAUCUUGCGUGCUUUUGCUUGUGUUACACUUUAGUUUUCUGUACGCGUCUGUCUGUGGAUAUGGACAGGAGAGAGCCCGCUGCAGGGGAAGAAGACACGCCAGUGGAAACCUUCGUCUGAGUGGGGAUUUGAUGAAGCCCUGUCGGCCUUCUUGUGCUUGUGUUCACAGACUUGGAUUUAGAGACGCGGAACCAGGACCUUUGAGUCGUAUUUCUCGCCAGACGCUCGGUUUCAACGACAACGCUGUGCGCGAAACAUGGAAACAGUAGCGCGACAGAGUUUCCAGCCUCACCCGGGACUGCAACAAACUCUCAAACAGUUUCACCUGAGCUCCAUCAGCUCUCUCGGAGGACCGGCCGCUUUCUCGGCCAGAUGGCAACACGACCUACUCUUCAAGAAGGACGGCAAAGACGUCCCGGAGCCCGUGCUGCACCUCCCCCCCAUGCAGCCUCCUCCGGUGAUGCCCGGGCCGCUCUUCAUCCCGUCUGACCGCUCCACCGAGAGGUGCGAGACGGUCCUGGAGGGCGAGACGAUCUCGUGCUUCGUGGUGGGCGGCGAAAAGCGCCUGUGCCUGCCGCAGAUCCUCAACACGGUGCUGCGGGAUUUCUCGCUCCAGCAGAUCAACUCGGUGUGCGACGACCUGCACAUCUACUGCUCGCGCUGCACCGCCGACCAGCUGGAGAUCCUGAAGGUGAUGGGCAUCCUGCCGUUCUCCGCGCCCUCCUGCGGACUCAUCACCAAGACAGACGCGGAGCGCCUAGGAAACGCGCUCAUCUAUGGGGGGACGUACCCGCCGCAUUCCAAGAAGGAGCUGUACGGCUCCAUCGAGCUGGAACUCACCGAGAACAGCUUCAAGAUCUAUCACGAGUGCUUCGGGAAGUGUAAGGGUCUGCUGGUCCCGGAGCUCUACACGAGUCCCAACGCGCCCUGCAUCCAGUGCAUGGACUGCAUGCUCAUGUACCCGACCCAGAAAUUCGUGGUGCACAGUCACAAAUCGCUGGAGAACAGGACUUGCCAUUGGGGCUUUGACUCGGCCAACUGGAGGGCGUAUGUCCUCCUGAGCCCGGAUUACACGGGGAAAGAGGAGAAAGCGCGUCUGGAGCAGCUCCUGGAUGACAUAAAGGAGAAAUUUGAUUUCGCCAAUAAAUACAAGCGGAAAGCAUCACGGGCGUCUGAUCCCAUUCCUGCCAAGAAGUCCAAACACGAUGACUUUCCAGCACAGUCGCCCUCAGGAGACAAAGACAAGCAACCUGAUUGGCUACGAUCCCUCUCUGCAUCAGCCAAUAAGGGGCUCAACUGCAUCCAGCCCAGACAGAGACCGUCUGCCUUCAGGCCAUGGUCUCCAAACAUCUCUGUUGGCGAUAAGGAGGGAGGCAGCAGACCUACUAGCAUGUUACGUGACAGCUUCUACAACUACAAGAGCCUGGAGAGCGCCGUGGCCCCCAAUGUAGCUCUGACACCCCUCCAGAAAGGAGGGCAAGCCUCUCCUACUGCACCCAGCAGCUCACACCCGCAUGGGGCGGAAAGCGAAUGUGCCAGCCGGGGGAGGAAGAGAAGGUUGACGGGUGAGACCCACCCCAGCCCACAGCCCUGCCCCUCGGCCACUGCCAGCAAGCCUCUGCCGCCCUCACAGGAGGAGCGAGACUCAGAUGUGGAGGUGGAAGUGGAGAGCCGUGAGGAAUUCACCUCAUCGCUUUCCUCACUCUCCUCCCCAUCUUUUACAUCCUCGAGCUCUGCUAAGGACUUGAGCUCUCCCUCCGGCCCCGGAGUCACCUUACCAGCAGUUCUGACGCCAGCCAGCGGGCCCCCAGAAGGUCCUCUGGUGUCUGGAGCGGAGGGACAUGCCAUGACGAACCUGGAGUCAGAGCUGGAGACGCUGAGGCAGGCACUUGACAACGGCCUGGACUCAAAAGAGUCGAAGGAAAAGUUUCUACAUGAGAUAGUGAAGAUGAGGGUAAAACAGGAAGAGAAGCUGGGAUCUGCCUUACAGGCCAAACGAAACCUCCAGCAGGAGCUGGAGUUUCUCCGUGUUGCUAAGAAGGAGAAGCUCCGUGAGGCAACCGAGGCGAAGAGGAACCUGCGCAAGGAAAUUGAGCGUCUGCGUGCUGAAAGUGAGAGGAAAAUGAGAGAGGCCAAUGAGUCACGCAUACGGCUGAAGAGAGAGCUGGAGCAGGCCAGACAGCUACGAGUGUGUGACAAGGGCUGUGAAGCCGGCCGUCUGCGAGCCAAGUACUCUGCACAGAUUGAAGACCUGCAAGUAAAGUUGCAGCACGCCGAGGCAGACCGAGAGCAGCUGAGAGCCGAUCUGAUGCAAGAGCGGGAGGCAAGGGAGCACCUGGAGAGAGUGGUCAAGGAGCUACAGGAACAGCUGUGGCCCAAAAGCCCCAGCAAGAACGGCACAGACGCACCACCCCCACCCGCUAAAGACUCCAACUAAUCCUCUAUUUCUUGACUUUACCCAAUCCACAUCAACACCGCCCUGAUUGACAGCACCAACCGCCCAAUUAUGUCAACUAGCAUGCGGGUGAACUCCCGCCCACCUGCCUCUUAGCCAGCGUAAAUCCGGAGGUAUCCUGAACAUUUUUUGAUGAAAUUUGGACACAUUUUUGAAAAAGGUUUACUUUGAGAGGACUGAAAUGCACCUCGCCUCCAACCAGAUGUAAAAAAAAAAAGCAAGUCCAUUCGGAAAGAAGCCAAUAGCACAAAAGCUAACUGUGCCUGAAACUGAAUACAUUUUGAAAUGAAGACUUUUCUAUGACAAAAAAUUGGUAAUAAUGACGAAAAAUUUUACACAGCAAUUUUUAAGCAUGCUGUCCAGCCCACGUUGUUAUCGAAGAGACAAGGACUCAUCAUCAUCCCAUCAUUUCCUCUCACGUUUUGAGGAACUAAGAUGAAAAUCACUUUGUAAUAAGCUAUUUAAGAGACUUGUUAGUGAGUGUGUAUGAGAUAAAAACUUCAGUGACUUAUCAAAGCCUCAGAUUUACCCCCUUUUACUUGUACAUACAUGUUAUGCUGGUUAAAAGAAGACAUGGAGACGAAUGGUUACACACACUAUCUUUAACAAUGGUAAAGAGAUACUGGUCAGGAGAGCGUUGAAGGGCUUUGGAGAGCUAGAGGUGGAGAAGUUCAGCCCUGUUGAAAGGGAGAGAUAUUUGUAUUCAAGUAAGUGUUAUGAUCAAGCCAGAGCACUUUCUUUUAAUGGCAAACAAAUGCUCCCCUCACAAGCUGUCGUGUGAAACGCCACAAGUGCGCUUGAGGGUCAAAACCUGUCGGCGAAUCUUAAGAUCGUGGUCAGUGUGGAAUCGGAGGUUUGUGGCUCCUGCUCUCCGUGAGGGUUUGGGUUUCUUCUCAUCACACACACGUACAGCUUCUCCGUGGGCUGAGAUGCUGACAACCGGCCCGGCUGAGAACGUGGGCGGCCGUUUUUGGGAAUAAACUAAAAGCAUAAAAAACACGCCUUCUAGGGCAGGAGGUGUCAUGUGAUCAAGAACCACAAAUUGUUCUUUUUAAGUAAAUUAUAAUAUGUAAAUAUGAAAAUGUUUCUUUUUCCUUUUCGCUUUGUUUUUUUUUACUUUACAAUAAUGAAUCGCACUUGGUCAUUACAAAAUACUGUCUAAAUGCAUUACGCUCCCACACUCUCCCACACAUUUAUCUCAGAGUUUUUAGUAUUCCUAAGUAUACAAUUGAAAUAAAUAUUUUGUUAAUUUUAUGCAGUUCUAAUAAAUGCAAUGUAAUCAUGUGUUUAAGACAAACUAUUGUAAAUAAAACCGCAAGAAU